Cucurbitaria berberidis CBS 394.84 is the source of this 2829-nucleotide messenger RNA. RefSeq lists its product as uncharacterized. Bases 1 to 2829 code for a protein of 942 amino acids. The transcript has 2 exons. The record is from RefSeq and is a predicted model, not a curated record. NCBI's taxonomy places the organism in Eukaryota, Fungi, Ascomycota, Dothideomycetes, Pleosporales, Cucurbitariaceae.
AUGACUCAGCUGCAGGCCUGUUCAAGACAAAUUGAUCCGACGCUCACUGAAGAGAAAGACAAAAAGAGCGAAUGCCACCCCAAUCGUUUAGACGACAAGGUGACGGUUCACCCCUCCGUCAAGCCAGUCCCCCAGAUUUUACAAGUAAAAUGGUCGAUCAAAGACUCAUUGGUCGACGCAUUUCCAUCUUUACCACCAAGUAUCCUGAAAUCCAUAUCCCGCCAGGAACCCGAUAUUCGCAUGUUAAAGGAUUAUCUCGGCCGCUGCCCAAAUCCAAAGUUAGUCUUCGAUGCCAUUCAGAUGAGACGGUUAGCCUUUGAAACGCGAAUGUUAUAUCAGAAAAAGCAGAAGAUCAGGUUGAUGGAACUUGGAACAUCUCAUGACCCACAGGAUCUCGCUAGUGUCGCAAACAAGUUGAGGAGGUACCGUAGGCAUCUUCGUACCCUAGAUUACAUCCGCCAACAGUUGCGUUCGUAUGGAGAUGCUGUAGAUGCACAUGAUGGGGUGCCCCAUGUGGUUCAGGCAACGACAAAAGAUGCGACCCAUCCUACAACAACAGAUGCCGGUCAUCCUACAACAACAGAUGCCGGUCAUCCUACAACAACAGAUGCCGGUCAUCCUACAACAACAGAUGCCGGUCAUCCUACAACAACAGAUGUCGGUCAUCCUACAACAACAGAUGCCGGUCAUCCUUCAACAACACCCAUGGUAGACGCAUCUCGACCUCUCUUAUUGGAACAAGCAAUUGCCAACGGUUCGUUUCUAAGCACUUAUAGGAUAGAUGAGUUCACUAUGGGCCGGUCUGAUGCUGAGAAGGCUGCAGUUCUGCGCAAAGUCAUAGUUGAUAUAGAACACAGAUUACGGCAUGACAGAAGCAGUGGGCUAUCACACAGGUCGAAAAAGCUCAAGAUGCUGCUGAGCACGUUCAAGGAUCGGUACAAGUUAUCGCAGACGUCGCGCGGGAUUCCAGAAAAUAAACCUGUUCAAGGUAGAAUUCCGAAUAGAUUCACCAAGAUAUCCUACGCAACCUUAGAAGAAGAAAUUGCAGGGGUCAAAGAGUGGAGAAAUACUGAGAAGAAGACCAUGAGGAAUGCCUUUGCGCGAUACACUCGCGUGAUGCGGCAUAAUAGCGCCGUCAAAGGAUCUGAGUCUCGCGCCACAAUCAAGCGUCAGUACGAAACGAGCUUAUUGAAAUACCAGACUGUCUCUAAGUAUCUGGAGAGGCUUAACAAAGAAGUCGCUCGAGGGGCCAACCUGUGCGAGCAAGUAGACACGCAAUCGGUGUCUGACCAAGUGGAAUCUUCCACGCCCGACCUGUCAGAGGGUGCAAACGAGCAGCUCCCCAUUGAACCUCUUUAUACUCCGUAUAACGUCCAGCAUUACGUAUUAGGGAAUAUUCUUGAUCAAUUCAAGGAGGCGAUGUAUCUGUUCGGCCGCCGUGAAUUUCGAGUACACAUGGAGUCCCGAGGCUGGAGUAGUCCAGAAAGCAUCCCCGUUACAGAGUUCAUGUCGGUCAUGACAACGGAUCCAGACAUACGCGACCGCUACAAAUUUUUCGAGCACGAAUUCCAAUCAUUACGGCGCAUUCGCAAUGCCUAUGCCCAUUCUGUAGUCAGUAUGACUAUAACGGAGACGCAUACAUUGCUACGCGACAUGCGAACAGUAGCAAGCGCUCUCCGCUUUUCUACAAUGGUGCCUCGGAUAGAAGAAUAUCUUGACGUCUUAGCGUCAUUCGAACACAAUUACCAAAAAGCACAAGCAGAAGUUCGAGAGAAAGGUCUAGCGAAGUUACGCAGGUUGCGCUUGGAACGAGACACCGCAAGUAAGAGAAUCGAUGGCAAAAUAUCUGAAAUCCAGCGCCAGUUACAGGACCUCGAAUCACAAAAGAGGACCAUCCAAAGUAGCUUUGAAAAAGGAUCUCUUGAUGUCCGUCAAAAGUGGGGACGUGUGGAUCGCCAGGUAGGGUCGCAGCUAUCGCAAGACCUUGCAGCAUUUGCAUUGGAGGAACAUAUCCGACGCUCAUUGCGGGCUAUGCCUACCCCCAGGGCUACAUCUCUUGUACAAAGACUGUUUGCCGACCAUGCUUCGGGCUCGGCAGUGAGCUUAGAUGCAAAUACCGGCGCUGGUUCGGCACAGGUUUCAGAAGCCAGCCCAUUGCCCUCCGCUUCAGAUACAGCACUGGGCAUGCCGUCCAGUGACGCAAAAUUAAAGGACUCGUACUUGGCACCAUCAUUGGUAACGACUAGCGCGGCAGACAUACCGAUAAAGAUGCCGCCACCGGCUGUGGAAGAGCCUCGUGAGCUCAGACAAGGGGUUAAAGAAACCGCCUUCCCUUACCAAAAAUUUGAACCCCAGACUGUCAAGCUGGCGGAUAUAGAUGAUUCGAAUGAAAUCGAUGUCAACCAAGAUCCAAGUUUCCGCUUCCUCCAAGUUGAAAAUCUUUUAGACCAAUCACAAGAUGUUGCGUUAGAUAAACCGUCUGCACCGGCCAACGACCUUUCACAGUCCGGCGAGGCUUGCGAUGCAGGGCUCAAGACCAAACUUCUAUCUGUCAACGGUCUCAGAGCCUCUACCCGACAGAAUAAGUUCAAGCCUAAAGUAGAGAUUGCACAGUCUGAACAACUAUCUUUCUCAACCGAUUCGAAAGGAAGCAAGACAAUUACGCGACGAUGGCACGAGAAAGCGCUAAGAUUGGAACACCGCCACAGAGCAAGUAGGACGCGGCCGGGUUUUGGCAACAGUCGGGGCCUUCAUCACUCUCUACUUUCGGUCCAGAAAUAUGGCACUUCCUCGUCUUCCGGAGAGUUGGCCGGUUGCCCCAGUAGAUAA